Truncatella angustata is the source of this 1263-nucleotide messenger RNA. RefSeq names its product glutamine amidotransferase. NCBI's taxonomy places the organism in Eukaryota, Fungi, Ascomycota, Sordariomycetes, Amphisphaeriales, Sporocadaceae. Gene Ontology annotation, molecular function: glutaminase activity. Gene Ontology annotation, cellular component: cytosol; glutaminase complex. The transcript has 2 exons. The coding region runs from base 215 to 1015 and encodes 266 amino acids. The record is from RefSeq and is a predicted model, not a curated record. Gene Ontology annotation, biological process: pyridoxine metabolic process; pyridoxal 5'-phosphate biosynthetic process.
AUAUCUCAUAUUUCGAUUCUAAAUCUAGGCUGGUUGUGUUGUAAUUGAUUUCUGUGGUUUUCUAUAGGGAGCGAAAAGUGUCCGAAUUAGCGUUUGACCUUGAGGGACUAUUUGCACGCUUGGCCAUUUAGCUGCAGACCCCCGAGGUUGCCCAACUGCCACUGUCAAAAUCCUGUCUGAAGGAAGAAAAUUUAUACUUUCUGAUAAAUUCGAGAUGGUGUUGACAGUCGGCGUUCUUGCGCUGCAGGGUGGGUUUUCUGAGCAUCUGGUGUCCCUACGAAAAGCAGCCACCCAUCUCAACCGCGAUGUCAAUUGCAUAGAAGUUCGCACACCAGAGCAGCUAUCCACUUGUGAUGCACUCAUUGUGCCUGGUGGCGAGAGUACUACACUUUCUUUAGUAGCUCAACAAUCUGGUCUUUUGCAGCCGUUGAGAGAAUUUGUCAAAGUGAAGAAGAGACCAACAUGGGGCACCUGCGCGGGACUGAUAUUCUUGUCCGAAGAAGCCAGCUCGACAAAAAGGGGUGGCCAAGAACUUGUUGGAGGUCUUGACGUUAGGGUGCAUCGAAAUCAUUUCGGAAGGCAGAAGGAGAGCUUCAUAACAGAUCUGGACCUGGCCUUCUUGAAGGACUCCUCGGCGACUGACAAGUCAUCUCCUUUCCCGGCUGUCUUUAUUCGUGCUCCUGUAGUGGACAAAUUACUGGCCCAAGAAGUAGAGGAUAAGUCAGCCCAGCGUCAGGAGGUUGAAAACGGUGAGCUUCCAGCACCCGCUGUAGAGGUCUCGCAGACCGAAAAACCAGCGGUGGAAGUCCUUGCUAUUCUUCCUGGCCGGCAUGCAUCGAACAAGGCGGCUAUCGCCGGCGUAGAUGCCUCCAUAUCACCCAAGGGAGACGGUGAUAUUGUUGCGCUCAGGCAAGGGAAUGUAUUCGGUACAAGCUUUCAUCCAGAAUUGACCGGCGACGUACGGAUACAUAUCUGGUGGUUACAACAAGUCGAACAAGCAUCUAUGCCGGAAUGAUGAAGCAAUUCCGAAACUUAAUAAGAAUGAUAGAUACCCGGCCGCUUCUACAUCAAGCCAGCUUGUAUCAUGAAUGGCACGAUGGGGUAUGCAGCUCGGAUGGCGCCCGAGUACGAGUAUCAGAGUUGCCCUUUGACAACAUUCAGGCGCAGAAAUAUGAGCACAGCUGUAUAGGCAUGUCAUGGCCUAUCGAUUCGAGGCGAACAUGAAUAAUUCAAUUACCGAAACUUAAUGGGCCCUUUUCUACU